Messenger RNA from Macrosiphum euphorbiae (potato aphid), 387 nucleotides. Lineage: Eukaryota; Metazoa; Arthropoda; Insecta; Hemiptera; Aphididae. The record is from the annotation of a GenBank genome assembly.
AUGGCCGGACGUAUAGUCUCAGCCUCCAUAAGGGCAGUAGCUGGAAGCAGGAAACCUAUUAAGGCUGCUCUCACCUUGACACCAUCAGCCGUUGAUCAACUGAAAAAAAUACUGUCUGGAAAAUCAAAUUGUAUCGGUCUUAAAAUCGGCGUUAAACAACGGGGAUGCAAUGGUUUAAGUUAUACUCUAGACUAUGCCAGUGAAAAACAUAAAUUAGAUGAAGAAGUUGUACAAGAUGGGAUCCGUGUAUUUAUUGAUAGAAAAGCUCAGUUGACGUUACUUGGAACUGAAAUGGACUUUGUUCAAUCCAAAUUGUCUUCAGAAUUUGUGUUUUAUAAUCCAAACAUUAAAGGAACUUGUGGAUGUGGUGAAAGUUUUAACAUCUAA